Drosophila mojavensis is the source of this 835-nucleotide messenger RNA. It is a transcript of the gene Tom20, whose product is annotated as mitochondrial import receptor subunit TOM20 homolog B. Gene Ontology annotation, biological process: tRNA import into mitochondrion; protein targeting; protein import into mitochondrial matrix. The record is from RefSeq and is a predicted model, not a curated record. Gene Ontology annotation, molecular function: transmembrane protein transporter activity. Lineage: Eukaryota; Metazoa; Arthropoda; Insecta; Diptera; Drosophilidae. Bases 155 to 664 code for a protein of 169 amino acids. The transcript has 3 exons. Gene Ontology annotation, cellular component: mitochondrial outer membrane; mitochondrial outer membrane translocase complex.
UUAUUAACACAACGCUAAAUUUAUUGGAAAAUAUCGUGAGUCACAUUUCACCUUAAACGUCUCAUCGAUUUUUAAAGCAAUCGAUACUAUCGACUCGUACAUCGAUUGCUUAGCAGCUAUAGUGUGGUUUAUGGAGUAAAAAAGCUACGGAAUUAUGAUUGAAAUAAACAAAACUGCAAUUGGAAUUGCAGCAGGUUUGGCUGGAACGUUGUUCAUUGGAUAUUGCAUUUAUUUUGACAACAAACGCCGUAGUGAACCAGACUACAAAAAAAAAGUGCGCGAUCGUCGUCGGCGUAACCGUAAGGUAGGAUCUGCUAAACAGGGAAUGCCAAAUUUGAGUGACCAUGAAGCUAUAGAAAGAUAUUUCCUUCAAGAAAUUCAGCUAGGUGAAACCUUGAUAGCUCGUGGUGAUUUCGAAAGCGGUGUCGAGCAUUUAGCUAAUGCAAUCGUAGUGUGUGGUCAGCCCGCUCGAUUACUACAAGUGCUUCAAUCCUCUCUACCGGCUCAAGUGUUUGCUAUGUUAAUUAUCAAAAUGCAAGAAUUCGGUAAUAGGCCUUCAGAAUCUAACGAAGGAUUGGUCGCUGGAACUCGCUCUAGCCAGAAUGAGAGCUCUUCAAAUAUUUUAGAAACUUCCGGAUCUGCAACCGUUGAUGACUUAGAAUAAUAAUUACAAAUGAACAAAGGAGCCUAGUAUAUAUAUUUCAACAAGAUAAGGGCUUCAUAUUAUAAUUUAAUAAAGUUCGAUACAUGUGUAAUGUAUGAAUAUUAAAUUUUAAACUUAACUGAUUGAUUAUAAUAAGCAUUAAUUUUUAAUUACAUUGUAUUCCUCCAACAA